CGGCAAAUCGUGCGCAUCAUCCUGCACAAGUGCAGAGCAGAGGAGCGGCAGAGGAGAUGGCGAAGCAGCAGCAGCAGCAGCUUUGCGUGGUGUUCCUGGUGGCGUUCCUCGUCGUAUCUGCCAUGAACGCUGUCCACGUGGACGCAGGGAGGGCGCUGGCGCAGGUGAGCUACGGAGCCCUGAUCCCCGGCGGCACACCGUCCGUGCCUCGUGGCCAGCCGUACUCUGGCAGCGGGUGCGCCAAGAUCUACGGAUGUAAACCACCUCCGGCUGGGGCGCCAUGAUCCCGCGACUGAUAAUUUCCGGUGCAGACCAAGACGCCUACGACUACGAGAAUGGCGAGUCGGAAUAAAUAGAAUAGCUAGCCCAAAGCUAUAAUUACAUGGUGGCUGUACCGUGUUGUAGGUGCAUGUGCGCGCGCGCCUAGAUGACUAGAUCCUGGGAUGGUGCUACAGAAAUAGUAAUGACUGUCGGACCAUCACCGCCGAUUUAAAUGCUCCACAACCCAUCUAACUUAAAACCGGCCGCCGGUUGGUAUUGUAACUCGACGGGAUAGCAUCACCGCUAGACUUUAAGACGCACCGGCGGUGGAAGUGGGUUGCAGACCUGAAAAAACAGUUGAAUGGAGUUAAAUUUGUCUCGCGUCCGA
Molecule: messenger RNA, 649 nt
Organism: Setaria italica (foxtail millet)
Lineage: Eukaryota; Viridiplantae; Streptophyta; Magnoliopsida; Poales; Poaceae
Product: protein WIR1A-like
Exons: 2
Coding region: 57-284 (75 amino acids)
Source: RefSeq, a predicted model, not a curated record